UCUGCGCGUGCCAAAACAGCAGUUGAAUUCAUGGCUUAUAGAGCCGGCUCAACAAAAUCUGCAGUACAACAACGCCUAUGUGAGUUUUCUAAAUCUCUCUUUGACAGAGCUUACACUUGGUAUCCUACUUUGCUCCCCAACUCUAUUCAUUCUUGGGAUGAAAUGGUUGAGCAAUUUUUUCAAAAGUAUUUUCAAAAUGAGGAGCGCAUCACCAUUCUUGAUCUUCAUAAUACUUGCCAACAUGCCAGCGAAGAUUUGGUGGUUUAUGUAAAAAGAUUUAGAGAUUUGGCACUUGAUUGCCAUGGUGGCCAUGCUGAAUCUUUCUUGGUGGAGAUCUGCAUCAACAACAUGCUCUUAGCAUAUUGUGCUGUCCUUAAAAAUAUUGGGAUCGAUAUGUUGAUGAUGCAUCUUCCAGGUCUACUAGCAGUAUCAUCUUUCUUGGCCAAUGUUGCUGCAUCAUUAAGGCUCACUGGUGAUGUUAUCUUUCAUGGUCUAUUAACAGUGACAUCUUUCUUGGCUAAUGUUGCUGCAUCAUUAAGGCUCACUGGUGAUGUUAUCUUUCAUGGCCAGUAUUAAUGCCUUUUCAAGGCCUGCUGGCGAUGUUAUGUUUCAUGGCUAGUAUUGGUGCCUCUUUAAGACAUGCUGACAAUGCAUCUUCAAGGUCUAUGAGUAGUAUGACUACAUCUUCAAGGCCUACUAGCAAUGUUAUCUUUCAUGGCUAAUGUCAGUGCCUCUUUAAGACUCGUUGGUAUUAUUAUUUUUCAUGGCUAGUAUUUCAGCCAUCCUUGGUUUGUUGGAAGCAUUCUUAUCUCUCGCGGCUAGUAUUCGUGUUACAUCAAGGCCUACUAUCGAUGUCGCUUGGUUAUCUCUUGGGUAGCAUUUGUAUCACAAUAAACUUAUUAUGUAAUGGUGGUUCCUCUCCCAUGGUCAGCAUAUAUGUUGCCUUCGACUUGCUAAUGGAGUGUUCUUAUAUGGCUAGUACUUGAUGAGUACUUUGAUUGAAUGCAUCGACACUGGGGGCUGAAGAACAUGGCUGCUUAUAGAACAAAUGGAUAAGGCUCAUCAGCAUAAUUAUUAGUUGUUUCAACACCAUUCUAGUGAAGUG
Molecule: messenger RNA, 1105 nt
Organism: Rubroshorea leprosula
Lineage: Eukaryota; Viridiplantae; Streptophyta; Magnoliopsida; Malvales; Dipterocarpaceae
Source: the annotation of a GenBank genome assembly